GUCGGAGCGGGAGGAGCCGGCGGCUGAUGCAGAGGAUGCGAAGUUUGGGCUGGACGCUGCUGCUGCUGCCUCUGGUCGGGGGAAUCCAUCCGGAAUGCAGGAUAUUCCAGCAGGUGGUCAAAGAGGAGGCUCUGUGCCUGGAACAGAACCAAUCUGCUUCCCCUGAUCUCAAAGGAUGUGCCAGAGACUGGGAUGGUUUAACCUGCUGGCCCAGAGCCACUUUUGGGGAAGUGGUGAAAAUUCCCUGUCCACAGUUUGUCCAAGAAUUCACCAAUACCCAUGGUUUCCUUCAGAGGAACUGCACCCAGGAGGAACGUUGGUCAGAGCCAUUCCCCCCCUACACCGUUGCCUGUGGAUUUGAUGAAGGUGCCAGCAAAGGGCCUGAGGAUCAGAAAUCCUAUUAUUCUGCGUUUUGGCGUGUCUACACCGCGGGCUACGCAGCGUCAGUGACUUCACUCGUUACGGCUCUGAUUGUCUUUGCUGCCUUCAGAAAAUUCCACUGCACACGGAAUUACAUCCACAUGCACCUGUUUGUCUCCUUUAUCUUGAGAGCAAUUGCUGUUUUCACCAAAGAUGCUGUUUUGUUUGCAGAUGAAACCAUGGACCACUGCCUGAUGUCAACGGUUGCCUGUAAGGCUGCUGUGGCAUUUUUCCAGUUCAGUAUUUUGGCCAAUUUCUUCUGGCUUCUCAUUGAAGGGAUUUACCUGCAGACCCUGCUGCUGCUGACGUUUGUGUCCCACAGGCAGUUCGUGUGGGGCUUCGUGGUCACUGGCUGGGGAGCUCCUGCUGCUGUGCUGUUGGCUUGGGUGCUCACCAGAAUCCACCAACAAAACACUGGGUGUUGGGACGAUGAUGAAAACGGAGUGGUGUUGUGGAUCAUCAAGGGCCCCAUCCUGAUAACUGUAUUAAUUAACUUUAUUAUAUUCAUGAAUGUGAUCAGGAUUCUGGUCCAUAAACUCAAAUCUCAGGAGGGAGGAGGGAGCCACUUGAGCCACUUCGUGAGACUUGCUAAAUCCACCUUGCUUUUAAUCCCCCUCUUUGGAGUUCACUACGUCGUAUUUGCGUUUUUCCCGGAGAGCACCGGGCUGGAAGCUCGUCUGUACAUCGAGCUGGGCUUGGGUUCCUUCCAGGGUUUUGUUGUCGCUCUCCUCUAUUGCUUCUCCAAUGCAGAGGUUCAAAGUGAACUGAAGAAACAGCUGUGCAAGUGGCAGUAUCAGGAAUACCUGACCUUCCCACACAGACAGGGAACUCUGUCCAGGGAAAACAGCCCGGUCAACUACGUCACUCAGCUGUCACUGCUGGAAAAAAUCAGUCCAAAAAGGAAACCAUCUGGGGCCCACAGUGGUGUAACCACUGUCUGAGGCUUUCUAGCUGUGGCAUUGGGAUGUGCCACCUAAGAGAUGGUAAAAUUGGAGUCUUUGGGCUUUCUAGAGUGUGAAUUCUGUAAAUUCCUUGUCCUGGACGUGAGCUGCUUUUCUCACCUGCUCCAGAUUCAUAUCCCAACCCUGGCUCUCUCCUUAAGUAUCUAAAAUCCACUUGUUUUGUUGUGAAAAGCCAGGCCUGGGGAUGGUGGGAAUCAACAGGUUAGCACCC
This is a messenger RNA of Empidonax traillii (willow flycatcher), 1593 nucleotides long. RefSeq names its product vasoactive intestinal polypeptide receptor 1-like. The transcript is spliced from 13 exons. The record is from RefSeq and is a predicted model, not a curated record. Lineage: Eukaryota; Metazoa; Chordata; Aves; Passeriformes; Tyrannidae. Gene Ontology annotation, molecular function: peptide hormone binding; vasoactive intestinal polypeptide receptor activity; G protein-coupled peptide receptor activity. Bases 27 to 1361 code for a protein of 444 amino acids. Gene Ontology annotation, cellular component: plasma membrane. Gene Ontology annotation, biological process: cell surface receptor signaling pathway; adenylate cyclase-modulating G protein-coupled receptor signaling pathway.